AUGGCUGUUGGUGGUGCUAUCGGCGGUAGCUCAAAGGCGUACCCUGGAGAGCUUACACGUAGCGUGGUCAUAGCAAGUUUGGUGGCAGCUUGUGGCGGUUUGAUCUUUGGUUACGACAUUGGAAUUUCAGGUGGUGUGACCUCCAUGCCAUCCUUUUUGGAACACUUCUUUCCAAGUGUUUACAAAAAGCAGCAGGACACCCAAGCUUCUAGCAAUCAAUAUUGUAAGUUUAAUAGUUGGACAUUGACCAUGUUCACCUCAUCCUUAUACUUGGCUGCUCUCUUCGCGGCAUGGGCUGCAUCAUUCAUAACCAAACGUUACGGACGGAAAAUUUCCAUGCUCAUCGGUGGUGUUACUUUCUGUGCCGGGGCACUCUUGAACGCCUUUGCUCUGAAUCUUCUCAUGCUUAUCUUUGGUCGCAUUCUUCUUGGUAUUGGUAUCGGCUUUGCUAAUCAGUCCGUGCCUCUAUAUCUGUCGGAGAUAGCUCCAUACAAGCAUCGUGGUGCACUCAACAUGCUAUUUCAACUCUCAAUCACCAUUGGAAUUUUGAUUGCCAACUUGGUCAAUUUUGGGUUUGCCAAAAUCAACGGUGGAUGGGGUUGGCGGUUGAGCUUGGGCGGCGCGAUUGUUCCUGCGGUAGUGUUUAUUGUUGGCUCCUUAACCCUAUCCGAUACACCAAACUCGCUUAUCGAACGUGGAAACAUCGUAGAAGCGAAAGCAAGAUUACUAAAAAUUCGUGGUGUUGACAAUGUGGAUGAAGAAUUCAAAGAUCUUGUUGCCGCUAGCGAAGAAUCCAAAAAGAUCGAACAACCAUGGAUAAAUCUUUUUAAGGAUAGAAAGUACAGGCCUCAAGUAUGUUUUGCGUUUCUCAUUCCGUUUUUCCAACAAUUCACCGGGAUGAACGUUUUCAUGUUUUACGCUCCGGUUUUGUUUCAAACAAUGGGUUUUGGAGCUAACGCGUCGUUAUAUUCCACUGUUAUUACCGGAGGCGUUAACAUGAUAGCCACUUUGGUUUCAAUUUAUACCGUCGAUAAAAUGGGGAGAAGGUUUCUGUUUAUUGAAGGUGGUAUUCAAAUGUUCAUAUGUCAGAUUGCGAUUACAAUUGCAAUCGCAUUGAAGUUUGGAGUAAGUGGAAACCCUGGGGAGCUUCAGAUGUGGUAUGCUAUUCUCGUAGUUGUGUUCAUCUGCAUCUACAUUAUGGGGUUUGCGUGGUCUUGGGGUCCGUUAGGGUGGCUCGUGCCUAGUGAAAUCUUCCCACUCGAGAUUCGAUCAACCGCACAAGCUAUUAAUGUUUCUGUCAACAUGAUAUGCACGUUUUUCAUUGCACAAAUCUUCCUCCAAAUGUUGUGCGCAAUGAGGUUUGGACUCUUCAUCUUCUUUAUGUUUUUUGUGAUCGUGAUGACUAUUUUCGUCUACUAUUUUCUACCGGAGACGAAGGGAAUUCCUAUUGAAGAGAUGGCUGGAAUUUGGAGGGAACACUGGUAUUGGAAAAGAUUUGUUCCCGCUGAUGAUGGAUCUAAGGAUUUAAAGAAGAAGAUUGAAUUAGAAGAAAUCGUAGUAAAGCAAAAGGAGGACGAAAACGAGAAAAUCAACUAA
Messenger RNA from Erigeron canadensis, 1596 nucleotides. Its product is annotated as sugar transport protein 12-like. The coding region runs from base 1 to 1596 and encodes 531 amino acids. NCBI's taxonomy places the organism in Eukaryota, Viridiplantae, Streptophyta, Magnoliopsida, Asterales, Asteraceae. Gene Ontology annotation, molecular function: monosaccharide transmembrane transporter activity. Gene Ontology annotation, cellular component: membrane. The transcript is spliced from 4 exons. The record is from RefSeq and is a predicted model, not a curated record. Gene Ontology annotation, biological process: monosaccharide transmembrane transport.